Molecule: messenger RNA, 599 nt
Organism: Spodoptera frugiperda (fall armyworm)
Lineage: Eukaryota; Metazoa; Arthropoda; Insecta; Lepidoptera; Noctuidae
Product: putative nuclease HARBI1
Exons: 3
Coding region: 42-560 (172 amino acids)
Source: RefSeq, a predicted model, not a curated record
UUAUGUAAAUAAUUUAUUAAAUUAUUAUAUAAUUAAUAAUAAUGUUACAGGUUCUUAGUGCGCUAUCCUUUUAUGCCUCUGGAUCUUACCAGCGUUUGGUUGGCAAUGCUAAGUAUUUGGGCCAAACCACUGUAAGCAAAUGUGUCAAAGAAGUGACUGAAGCACUUAUAUCCCCUAGGAUAUUAAACACUUUUAUAAAAUUCCCAAAGUCAAGACUUGAAAGAGAUGCAGUAAAAAACAAAUUUUUUUCCAAGUAUGGCUUUCCUGGUGUGGUAGGAUGUAUUGAUGGCUGCCACUUUUAUAUUUUUACACCAAACAAGGAGAGGGAACAUUUGUUUUACUGCCGAAAACAUUUCCAUUCUCUGAAUGUGCAAAUGAUUUGUGACAGUGACUGCCAGAUAUUAAAUGUAAAUGCCAAAUAUGAAGGAGCCACGCAUGAUGCCUUCAUUUGGGAUAACAGUGGAGCCAAUAGUUACAUGCAGGAGUUACACCGGAACCAUGAACAAGUAUGGUUGUUAGGUAAGUACAUAGACAUUCUACAUAAUUUUAUGAUAAGAUGAAAUCAUUGAGCCGAGCAGGGGGUAAAACUGUAAGCAUUA